AUGACCCCGCCGAAUCGACAGCGGAACCCAGCUCUGGCUUCUCGGCCUGGCCGCUUGAAACUGAGUGUGCUUGAAGAUACUAUCAGGCAGGCUUCGGGUCGUUCACGGUCACCCACAAGUCUUAGUCCUAUUUCCAAAGAUCGAUCAAGGCGCCGAAGUAGUCCAUCUGUUGUCUCCCAUGCUGCCGAAUCAAUUCGUCGACGAAGCAGAAGUGGAGGACAAUUGAAUAGUUUGUCUUUCACAGACCCGUCUAUACAACUCCAAACACAACCUUCGCAGUCAUUUUCGCCUUUGUUGUCUCCGCAGGAAUCUUCACCAUUUCCUCCAUUUUCUUUUGAAGAGCCCGUCAUUUUCACCGACGAUGAGCCGCCGAGCCAAGGACAGUCUCCUGUUGCACAGCCUUCCGGGCAUAACUUAAACUGGCAACUCGCUGCACAGCCUCUUCAGACUCUUUCAAGGGCUCAGUCAGCGAAAGUCAAGGACGGUCAAAUGAUUCGAAUUACUGUCAAAACACAGACAACUGAAGUGCCUUGCAUCGCGAAAUGCUAUCUCAACCGUGCGUCAAGUGUCGUUGAUAACGAUUUUGCUCGUAACUGGGGUGUCAAAAUACAUCCUGUUCCCAAAACACGAUGGAAGGAUGCUAAACACUGGUGCGUGCUGGACGUAAUUGAUGUGGAAACGGUUGGAAGUAUGCAGCAGCAAUUGCGUAUUCGUUUGGGGAAACUCCCGGAUCAGCGGUUCAGUAUUGAGCUGGGCUUUGAUGCCCUCAAGUCUCUUCGCCUGGUUGAUGAAGUUGAAGCAGUCUCGCCGCUCUCAAGAUCUGCACCUCCCAGCCAAUAUCCAUCAUGGGCCGACUUCAGCCCUUCCUCUUAUAUGCAGCCGCAGCCGCAGCAAGAACAGUUUCAAGAUGCUCUUGGACAAUACGCUUUUACGUCUCCGGUACCACAACAAUUCAAUGCUGGUCGUAACCGAGCGUUAACAGAACCUUCAGUGAUACCGGUGAUCAGAGUAGAUACUUCUUUUGUCAACUCAUUGCCAGUCCCUAUGCCACUUUGCGACUCAGGGUCUGGCGAAGACUCUAGUUCACCAUGGGAUGCUCUAUCUCUGGCAUCUCAGUCAUUUCAAGAUGACGAAAGAAGUGUUUGGAGCCCAGCGAUUUCUGAGUGUGGAGGGCAUUCCUCGUCUUACGAUACCUGUAUGAAAUGA
Fusarium poae is the source of this 1206-nucleotide messenger RNA. RefSeq lists its product as uncharacterized. Lineage: Eukaryota; Fungi; Ascomycota; Sordariomycetes; Hypocreales; Nectriaceae. The transcript has 2 exons. The record is from RefSeq and is a predicted model, not a curated record. Bases 1 to 1206 code for a protein of 401 amino acids.